CCUAAAACCUCUUUCAGUUUAAGGUGAAAAAAAAAAUCACCAUGGAUUCAUAUGAAGCAACAAAAACAGUUUUAUCAAGAAUUGAAAGUUUGGAUCCAGAAAAUGCAUCAAAAAUCAUGUGUUAUUUACUUACUCAAGAUCAAGGUGAUAAGGAGAUGAUAAGAUUAGCAUUUGGUCCAGAAAAUCUGUUAAUUUCUAUUAUAAAUCAAACAAAAACUCGUUUAGGACUUUUAUCGAACAGCUCAUCUGCACCUACAACACCUUCAUCUUCUUCCCAUUUUGGUUCCAAUAAACUCAACCCAUUUCCUCAAUCUUCACCUAGAAUCAUGAUUCCGAACAAUGGGUUUCAAUCUUCACCUGUUUCUUCUCCAUGGUCAGGUGGGUCGCCGCCAGUUUUUUCAAGAAGUCCUAGACCCGUGUCGUAUGCUGCUGUUGUGAAUGGUUCUGGGUAUGAAGAACAGUUGUUUGACCCGGUUAUGAGUCCGAGUGGAAGAAGUGAUUCAAUGGGUAUGGGUUUUUGUGAGGAAAAUCAAGAAAAACAGUUACAUCGUAGGAGUUGUUCAGUGAAUGAUGUUUUUCUUGGUGGUGGUGGGUGUGAGGAAAAUGGUGGGUUUGGUUGGAGGCCUUGCAUGUAUUAUGCUAAAGGGUUUUGUAAGAAUGGGAAUAGUUGUAAGUUUAUGCAUGGUGGAUUUGGUGAUUCAACAGAUGAGUCUUCUGGGAAUGUUGAGUGUUUUGAUGAGAUUAUGCGUGUGAAAGCGUUACAGCAACAGAGAUUUGCUGCUGCUUCUCAGUUUAUGGCUUCUGGAGGUCGUCAUCCUUUUGGUUUCAACAGAUGCAUGAGUGUUUACAAUGAUAAUCAAAGAUCGGCUGCAGCAGCAUUAAUGAUGAGUGAUGAGUUCCACAAACAUGGUCGAUCCUUACCCGACAGAAAUGAAUUUUCAGCAAUGGCGCUGGUUGGAAAUUCGAGUUCUUGUUUGAGACAAAUUUACUUGACAUUUCCUGCUGAUAGCACAUUCAAGGAGGAGGAUGUGUCUAAUUACUUUAGUAUGUACGGGCCAGUGCAAGAUGUUAGAAUUCCAUAUCAGCAGAAGCGGAUGUUUGGAUUUGUUACGUUCAUCUACCCCGAAACUGUGAAGCUUAUUUUGGCCAAAGGCAACCCUCAUUUUGUGUGUGAUUCUCGUGUGCUCGUUAAACCAUACAAAGAAAAGGGAAAAAUCCCAGACAAGAAGCAAUUUCAUCUACAGCAGCAGCCUAUUGAUAGAGAAGAGCUCUCAGCAUGUUUAAGUCCCUCAGGGAUUGAGUCUAGAGAGAUAUAUGACAUUCCCUUUGGAGGAAGGAUGUUUUAUAAUCCGCAUGAGAUGUUGAGAAGAAAAAUGGAGCAGGAUGCUGAACUGCAGCAAGCGAUUGAGUUUCAAGGCAGAAGGUUAAUGAAUUUGCAACUAAUGAAGAACCACCAUCACAAUAGUCACUUCCAACCCAGCGUAGUCUCUCCAGGUGUUCCAUUUGCCUCCCAGAUGCAAACUCAGUUUCAAAACCAUCAGGGUUUUGUUUGUUCGUCUAAUGGCAUCAACCAAGAAGCCUUAGCAGAAAAUAAUGGUGUCCAGGAAUCCAUUAAACCCCUAGCUAAUGCAGCUGAUGAGAAUCAGGAGAUGCCACAUACAAAUAACAGAAAUGGCAGUUGCAGCAAGGAGCAGGCCUCAAAUACUGACAACUCCGAUCCUCAAGAUAGCAGCUUUGACCACAACCUUCCUGAUAAUCUAUUUGCUUCUCCUACAAAAUCGGCUGCAGAACAACAUGUUGCGUUUUCAACUGAUUCAGCUGCAGCUGAUGUUAGUUCCGCAAUACCAAUGCCUGCUACUGCUGCUGCUGCUACUACUACUACUACGAACAAUAUCCCUAUGCUUCCCACCACUUCUGCCUUCAACAUGGCUUCUCUCAAAUCAUGUUACUUUCAGGUUCCAAGGUUUACAUCUGGCCAAGAAGGCACUGAAACUUAAGUGUUCCAGUUGAUCAUCGUUAGCGAGGAAGGGGAUUAACUUGAAAUGUUGGUAGCAUUAUAUACAAGUAGUAAAAGCCCUCUAGCUGUAUAGCCAAAACACAACAGAAGAAAAGAUUUGUAAGGAAGAUCUCCUCAAGAUUAUUGCCAUCAUCAAUACCAUACUACUUACAACAAAAUACAUAAUGCAUAGGUAAAUGACAGAUGAACUGAUUUAUGGGAAAUGGGGUCCCUCUCUUUGUUUAUUUUUGUACCCUCUUUGUAGUUUGUGUGCUGGACCACACAGAACACAAUACCAUAACAAAGGCUAGUAAUAGUAGUAGUAUCCAUUAGAUAUUGU
This is a messenger RNA of Solanum stenotomum, 2336 nucleotides long. RefSeq names its product zinc finger CCCH domain-containing protein 53-like. NCBI's taxonomy places the organism in Eukaryota, Viridiplantae, Streptophyta, Magnoliopsida, Solanales, Solanaceae. The transcript has 9 exons. The coding region runs from base 42 to 1997 and encodes 651 amino acids. The record is from RefSeq and is a predicted model, not a curated record. Gene Ontology annotation, molecular function: RNA binding; metal ion binding.